Messenger RNA from Anoplopoma fimbria (sablefish), 1694 nucleotides. It is a transcript of the gene naa30, whose product is annotated as N-alpha-acetyltransferase 30, NatC catalytic subunit. Gene Ontology annotation, molecular function: protein-N-terminal amino-acid acetyltransferase activity. Gene Ontology annotation, biological process: N-terminal peptidyl-methionine acetylation. The record is from RefSeq and is a predicted model, not a curated record. The coding region runs from base 192 to 1169 and encodes 325 amino acids. The transcript has 4 exons. Lineage: Eukaryota; Metazoa; Chordata; Actinopteri; Perciformes; Anoplopomatidae. Gene Ontology annotation, cellular component: NatC complex.
CAGCACUUUACGGCAGCAGGGAAACUGAGGAGAAAGCAGCGACAAGACGUCGUUCCCUCCGCUAGCCUCGGGUUUACGCGAUAUAUUCGUUGAAUUAACGUGUUUAUUUGAUUGCAUACACUUCAACCUCGUGGAUGAGAUCGUGUUCGACGUGUUUUCAAAGCGUUAAUCUCCACAUUUAAUGCGGGGGGAUGGCCACAGUGCCGCCCGGGCCUAGUAGCGCACUGUCCCCGGCUGAGAGUGCUCCGUUCCCCCGGGCCGGGAGCGCGGAGGAGCCGGCAGGAGGAAGAGGAGGAGGAGGAGGAGAGCACCACCGUGUGCAGGAGCAGGUGAGCGACGUGAUUAACUCUGGGAAUAAGAAGCAGAAAAGCAUGCUUGUUAGGGGAAGCCAGGCGGCCAUGCACAUCAAAAUGCAAGCCCGGGAGCAGCAGCAGAUGAACGGCGUGGUCAACCCGGGAGAGGACGCUGACCGCCGGCCUGACGACCAGAGAGACACCGUGGGGAGCUGUGAGGAGGCUCCGGCUGCAAGACAACACAGUGAGCACUCCCAACAUGAAGGCCACAGCACCCCCUUCUGCAAAAACGGCAGUCACUCUCCUUUAGGUGGCAGCAGCAUGAACGGAGAGGAGUUUGACCCCGCUGACCCCGCUGACCUGCAGCCUCCGGACGCAGAGAUGGCCCGGCUCGACCUCAGCGGCUCUCCAGACGGCCACGGCAUCCGCUAUGUGCGCUACGAGUCCGAGCUGCAGAUGCCCUGGAUCAUGAGGCUGAUCACCAAGGACUUGUCUGAGCCUUAUUCCAUUUACACCUACAGGUACUUCAUCCACAACUGGCCGCAGCUCUGCUUUCUGGCCAUGGUGGAGCAGGAGUGUGUCGGAGCCAUCGUAUGUAAGCUUGACAUGCACAAGAAGAUGUUCCGUCGCGGCUACAUCGCCAUGCUGGCCGUGGACUCGAAACACAGAAGGAAAAGCAUCGGUACUAAUCUGGUGAAGAAGGCCAUCUAUGCCAUGGUGGAGGGUGACUGUGACGAGGUUGUUCUGGAGACCGAAAUCACCAACAAAUCAGCCCUGAAGCUGUACGAGAACUUGGGUUUUGUCAGAGACAAGCGGCUGUUCAGAUACUACCUGAACGGAGUGGACGCGCUGCGGCUCAAACUGUGGCUCCGCUAGAGGAAAAGAAGAGGGGACGGGUGGGGGACGGGACAGCGGGUGCUGUCCGCCUCGUACGCUAUCGGCUCGACGGGCCUCAGCUCGGCACCUGGUCAUUUCACUCUUAACAUACACACAUUCACACGACACACACAAACACACAGAGUACAAACAUAAGGAGUAUGCAUCGACACGCAAAACCCUCUUUUUGUCCCUGAACCUCUGAAGAACCGAUGUUUAGGCAGAAACGGACCCACGUCCCACCUGAUGUUCUCCUGAAGGGGCCCCUGAUACUUUCUGUGACCAGGAGGGGGAGUGAGGGUGGUCUCUGGGAUGACCUUGGCUGGGCACUAGAUGACCUCUUGACCUUCCAGCUCAGAUGCCGCAUUGAAACCGGUGGAAGCGAGGUUUGAGGACGUGCGUUCGAAACCCCAGAAGUCAUGGCACCACACCGAAUCCUCCUGCAGAACAUGGGACAAAAAACGGACUUUAAGAAAAUCAGCAACACGUGAAACAAUGAAGCGGGGCAGUUUAAAAAAAAAAAAA